Messenger RNA from Coccinella septempunctata (seven-spotted ladybird), 4167 nucleotides. It is a transcript of the gene rk, whose product is annotated as lutropin-choriogonadotropic hormone receptor. Gene Ontology annotation, cellular component: membrane. The record is from RefSeq and is a predicted model, not a curated record. NCBI's taxonomy places the organism in Eukaryota, Metazoa, Arthropoda, Insecta, Coleoptera, Coccinellidae. Gene Ontology annotation, molecular function: protein binding; protein-hormone receptor activity; G protein-coupled receptor activity. The coding region runs from base 165 to 3770 and encodes 1201 amino acids. Gene Ontology annotation, biological process: G protein-coupled receptor signaling pathway. The transcript has 16 exons.
CGCGUCGCAACCACAACAACGCCGGAGAACCGGUCCGUGAAGCGGGCCAGCAGCAGCAGCAGCGCGGCUAUCUCGCGUAGCAGGAACGUUGGCCGAUUCAGUUUUCCUGCGAGCGCGGUCCGGCAAGAUACGCAUACCGUGGCGGGCGCCACACGCGCUGCACCAUGCCCGUAGUGCCCUCCUCUCUGGUGACGUUUCUAGUGGUCGUAUCAGGUCUGAUAAGUGGUGUUAUGGGGGCCGAAGGCCCCACGCAACCUCCCUGUCCCGUCUUGGAUCACGUAUGCAAGUGCUCGGCCGACCUGCAGGAGUUUCAGUGCAAGGGAGCGGGGUUCGAGGAGGUCCCGACAAACCUUCCCUUUUCCAUCGCUAAAUUAGACUUAUCCAACAACAACAUAACGGUAUUGAAUGAAACAUCCCUGGCGAACUAUCCAAAUUUAGAAGAACUGAUCAUGUCGGAUAACAAAUUAGACUUCAUUCAUCCCAGGACUUUCAUCAAGAACGCUCAGCUGAAACGCUUGAUUCUCCAGAACUGCGAUCUUCACGAAAUACCCACGGAAGCGCUGAGAACUUUGAAAAAGUUACAAACAUUAUUCGUGGGUGGUAACAGCAUCUGGCACGUGGAUCCGGAGACUUUUCAAGAUUUGAAAUCGUUGCGGAGUCUGCGAAUGGACAACAACGAUUUGCGGGACGUGCCUACGAGGGCGCUGGAAGCCUUGCCUCACUUGGAGGUCCUGAAUAUUGGCCAAAAUAGCAUAAGUGUGCUGCACAAAGAUGUUUUUCCUGAUGCCAUGAAGAGUCUUCUCAUUUUGCUCCUGAAGCGAAACCAGAUAGUCGAAAUAUCGGAAAAUGCAUUUAUCAAGCUGACGUCACUCAAAGUUCUAGAACUGGAUGAUAAUUAUUUGACACACAUUCCACUGGCUGUAACAAAAUUACCCCAACUCCAAGAGCUGUCUAUCUCAGGAAACCGCAUCAAGUACAUCCCGGGAGGUCUAUUACAGCAGACCCCUGCGCUGGCCCUAUUGGAGCUUAAGGGAAACUCGCUGGAGGGGGUCGACUUUUAUGCCUUCUCCCACCUGCCCCGGCUACGAAAGCUGAUCCUCUCGGACGCCAGGAACCUCUCCACCUUCCCGAACCUCAACGGCACGUCGGCGUUGGAGGUUCUACGACUGGACAGGGCCAGCCUGAGCGAGGUCCCCUCCAAUCUGUGCGCCUUCUGCCCGAAACUCAAGAGUCUGGAUCUAAAAUCCAAUCAGUUGAAAAAGAUUCCGGACAUCAACGACUGCAAAGAAAUGCGGGUAUUAGAUUUGGCGAAUAACAAAAUCAGAUCAGUGGAGGGUAAAGUUUUUCGGGGAAUGUACCAGAUGCAUGAUCUCCUCCUUUCCCACAACGAAAUACAGUACAUUCCUCAAGAUGCUUUCUACAACCUGUCGAAACUGCAAGUAUUAGAUUUAGAGAGCAACCAGAUUUCCUUCAUACAUCCAGACGCUUUCCUAUCGAUCUCCAAAAUAGAAGACCUCAACCUGGGAAACAACGUAUUUCCUCAUUUACCCUCUGCCGGUCUGGAGCGUCUGCUUCACCUGAAGACCUUCAACAAUCCCCAACUGAAGGAGUUUCCACCUCCCGAAGACUUUCCUAGGAUCCAGACGUUGGUCCUUGCUUACGCAUAUCACUGUUGCGCUUUCAUACCACUCAUUCCUUCCAAUCCCCCUCCGAGAGCCAAAGAUAUAAUUGUGUUUCCAGACAUAGACGACAUAGAUUUGAACAUUUGGAAUUCCAACUCGAGCCCCAUCGAUGUCUGGCCCUCGCAACAAAACAUCACCCACAAGUUCGGCAAGAAGUUCGAGGCUAUUUGGGAAACUCUAGGAUCGGAAUACACCUACCCCAAUAAUUUUCCUGCUUACAUGGAGGAAUACGCGGAAGAAGAAGGGAUGCGCACAUAUAGCAACGAUUUUGCACCAGGAAGAAUACAAUGUCUACCGUUACCAGGUCCUUUUUUACCCUGCCAGGAUCUGUUCGACUGGUGGACAUUGAGAUGCGGCGUUUGGAUAGUUUUUUUAUGCGCCAUGCUAGGCAACGGCAUUGUGGUAUUUGUGCUUAUCUUCUCCAGGAGCAAGAUGGACGUGCCGAGGUUUCUGGUGUGCAAUUUGGCAGCAGCAGAUUUUUUUAUGGGUGUUUAUUUGGGGUUUCUUGCUCUGGUGGACGCUUCCACCCUCGGUGAAUUCAGGAUGUACGCCAUACCCUGGCAGAUGUCAGCGGGAUGCCAACUUGCCGGCUUCCUAGGCGUCCUGAGCUCGGAACUUUCCGUCUACACGUUAGCCGUGAUCACCCUGGAGAGAAACUACGCCAUCACCCACGCAAUGCACCUCAACAAGAGGCUCUCCCUGAAGCACGCAGGCUACAUCAUGCUCUUAGGUUGGAGCUUCGCCAUAGUGAUGGCCACCCUGCCACUCUUCAACGUCUCCGACUACAGAAAGUUCGCGGUCUGUCUACCGUUUGAGACGAAAGACACGGCCAGUUUGACCUACGUGGUCUUCCUCAUGUUCAUCAACGGCGUGGCGUUCCUGAUCCUCAUGGGGUGCUACCUGAAGAUGUACUGCGCGAUCCGCGGCUCCCAGGCUUGGAACUCGAACGAUUCGAGGAUAGCCAAGAGGAUGGCGCUGCUGGUGUUCACGGACUUCUUGUGUUGGUCGCCCAUCGCGUUCUUCUCCCUGACUGCCGCCUUCGGGCUCCAACUGAUCAGUUUAGAGCAAGCCAAAGUGUUCACGGUGUUCGUUCUACCUCUGAACUCCUGUUGUAAUCCUUUUUUAUACGCUAUUUUAACCAAACAGUUCAAGAAAGACUGCGUGAUGAUCUGCAAGGCCAUAGAAGAGAGUAGGGUGACUCGAGGUAUCGGCAGGUGUCGCCACAGUUCGAAUUUCAGCAACAGGCAGACGCCUGCCAACACCAACAGCUUGGCUGAUAGAUCUUCCAGGGAAAACCAGAAUCACCACGUGCCCACUUGCACUUGUAACACCAAACUGUUGAGUGAUAAAAGCGUCACUCCAACUCCCAUCAAGAGCGAGGUUAGGAAGAACAGCACGAGGGACUGGUGGUUCAGCAAGGCGAGAUGGUUGUUGUGCGUGAGGAAACAGAAGAGGAACAGGCAGAGGAACGACCAGUACACGUACCAGAUCGCGGAGAUCCAGCAGAAGCAGCACAAGAGGGCCUCGUCCGUGUCCUCCAGUGAAAAUUACAGUUCCUCGCGUUCGGACUCGUGGCGGCACAACCACCACUGCGGCAUACCGCUCAGACUGUUAGAUCCGAAGCGGAGAGCCUCGUCGUGGCUCGUGACGCGCAAAACAUCGCAAGACUCCAAUCUGUCCAGUUCGAGAAAUGACUCUAGCGGUUCCGCGACCACCGCCUCCACCUCCACGUGGCGCAUAUCGCGGUCCAGCGGCUCCAGCGAGCCGUCGAGGAACCGUUCGAAGCCCAGGUUGACUCGUCAGGCGGCCGUGCUCGACGACGAGCCUCCCGGGUCGCCGGGCAGGCUCACGGUUAGGUUCCUAACGACCAUUCCCUCGGCGGCCGAGACGAGCAUGCAGCUCGACGACGAGCAGCCGGCGGCCAUCUUGGUCAGUCCGACGAAGGAGUGCAACGGACCUAUUUACGCGAUUUUGCACGCUCACCCUGUAACACCGACGAGGAGGCAGAGCAUCGUCACUCUGCAUCCCAUCGAGAGCGAGAAAAAUUCGUCAUCUAGUCAGAAUGCUGAUCCGGGUUCCUCCAGAUAAUUUAUGGUUAUUUCGUUUGUGUUCGUGUUGUAUUUAUUCGGAGUGAGAGUGUGAAUAUGUUUCUUGGUACGGAGGGCAUUCUGAAAAUUGUCAUUUUUCACUCAGCUCUGACGAAGAAUGGUUUGGUGGACUGAGGAAGAAUAAAUCGUGUUCUGUCAGAAAAAAAAUUGUUAAAUUAGAUGAGUUUCAUACAGCAGUAGGUACACGUGUUUCGCUUACACAAUAACAUCUUCAGGAGGAGGUGCUGAAUGCCUCUCUACAGCUAUCGGUCAAUUAGCUGAGCCAUGCUCUAAUAUACUACUCACCUGAGCCUGAAAGAUAAUAAGAGUAAUAAGGAUAAAUUCAGAUGCAUGCCACCCGACGAUAUGAAUAUCAACAAGUGUUACGAUCUGAAUUG